Molecule: messenger RNA, 1351 nt
Organism: Parathielavia appendiculata
Lineage: Eukaryota; Fungi; Ascomycota; Sordariomycetes; Sordariales; Chaetomiaceae
Exons: 1
Coding region: 145-1209 (354 amino acids)
Source: RefSeq, a predicted model, not a curated record
CUGCCCGGCUGCUGGAGCAUUCGGUGGGGCUUGGUGCCACCACGAACUCAUCCAUCGUCCGUAUAAAAAGGGGUACCUGUACUCCCAGUCAUCACAUGUAGGGCAGCUUUAGAAGCCAACGAACCCAGUUUGUAAAACAAUAAGAUGAAAAGGGGGGUGUCUCACCAACCAUUUCACCCAGACGCUGGACUAGACGACCAUCGGCCGGCGAGGCCUCGACAUACCCGCUCCCGCUCUCAGGGGUCUGAUAACACCCGCAGGAGCAAUGCCGACAAUGGCCCGAAUUCACAAACAAUACAAGGCGUUGGACAGUCUCAAGGCAGCAUCUUUCGGCGACUGACGCACUUGCGGGCAGAGAGCUACACAUCUCACAUCCGUUCAGACUCGCGGACUUCGUGGGAUGGCACCACCGUCCCGAGUCGCACCCCCUCGCCCUCACCAUCCCAAUCUCCCGUCCGGCGCAACCACCGGCCCCGGCCGCUCUCAGUAGUCACCCUUCCGGGCCACUCGCCCGUCCGACCAGCCGUGAUUGCCGACCGGUGGAGCUACGACCGGGAGCGGAUGCCGUCUCGACCGCCGACACCCUUGCAUGUGAGCAACGACGAGGGCACUGGGGUAGCCUCCUCACCAAGACCAGCCAGCACCACCGUCACCGACUCUGGGCCCUCGAGCAGAGCCGAAUCCAUCCCGUUGAGCGCAUCCACCGCGGACCGACUCAGCUCGCCGGCCCUGACCCUCAUCCCACCCCCCCCACCAGAUUUUGGCGAGAGCCAGGAACCAAAGGGCAAGUUCCGACAGUCCUGCCACCUCCUGACGAGCGAGGAGAUGGAGAUGCUCUCACACCCUCCACCACCACCAUCUCCCAUGUCAGCGAAGAGACCGCUGGCGUCACCAUCAUCCCCGCCAUCACCACCGCCGCCAGGGGUGCCGCCCGCAUCACUAAAGCCGAAUCAGAAGCCAGUCAACGAGACGUCGUCGUCGCCCCUUGGGGCUCCUCCCCACCAGAAGGGAGACCAGCUUCUUCCUGUCCACCGCAGGCAUAUGGUCGGCGACCUGGACAAGGACAGACCCGGCUGUUUGGGCCUGUGCGAGAUCUUGACGGCCCAGCGGAUCGGCGCGACGUUUGGCGGCUGGUUCAUGGGCGUCGUGAUGCCGCUCGCGACAGGGUUUGUCAACCGGUGUGUUGCUGCUGUCACGAGUUGUCAGUGACGUUAUCUGCUCUGCCGGACAGAUUCUGAGGAAGCAGGGCUUGAAACGGAUUCAGUAGGAGAAAUGGAAGUGGAAUACGGAAGAGGGUAUGAUUUAUUUGAUGAGCCGGGCAGGACGGCAUGCUCUGACGACACCUUCCGGU